Papilio polytes (common Mormon) is the source of this 2000-nucleotide messenger RNA. RefSeq names its product protein LAP2-like. The transcript has 4 exons. The record is from RefSeq and is a predicted model, not a curated record. Gene Ontology annotation, molecular function: protein binding. Bases 716 to 1939 code for a protein of 407 amino acids. NCBI's taxonomy places the organism in Eukaryota, Metazoa, Arthropoda, Insecta, Lepidoptera, Papilionidae.
CCCCUGAGCCAUCGCAGUACUAAGGCACUUAAAUAACACUUUUUACAACCAGUUGACGUACAUUCUCAUUGUUUAUCCGUCUAGUUGAAAUGCCCUCGAGUUAUUUGGAUGGCUGCCAGUGAGCGGUGCAUCACUCCAGAUAUUGGCUCCCGAUAUUUUUGCGUUAAAUAUUUUAUACAAACAAUAAACCGUUUCGGCGAGCGCCAGAUAAAUGCAUUAUCUCUAAAGUGUAGACCUACAUGAUACGUUCAUCUUUUGUUUUAUAAAUUGUUGAUGUUACCUUAUCCUGCUCUAUCUCUUUGAAAAGACAAAGACGACACGAUGUUUUAUAAAGUAAAAAAAAUAUUUUUUUAUUAAAUUGAAAACCUCUCGUCUCUCCACAGUCUAAUUAUAAAUGUUGGGCAAAUGAAAGACCUUGUUCCUGUUUAAAAAUAAUCGUACGCCCGUACGUGUUAUAGAGAUUCAGUUUACAACAGACGGGAAUAUGAAAAGCUCGUAUCUUUGAUUAUUUUUUUGUGGAUUUAAUUGUGUUUAAUCUUCAGUGAAAUGUUCAAAAGAAAAAAUAGUGUGGAUAAGAGUGCUAAUAAAUGAUUUAUUUAAAAACAUUGAUAUGGUUUUCAAAUUAAAUAGAAAACAUAAAAUGACAUAGAAAUAUUUGCCCGCUCGAGUGUUAUCCCAUUUUCUCCGAGAGCGAAAUCAGAUUGCAUCAUUAAAAAUGGAUUGCGUAAAAUCUAGUACGGUACUCCAUUGGAAUUAUAGGGGAUUUACAAAAUUUCCAAUAGAGCACUUACGAGGCGAGGAAGACGAUGUAACAGAUAUUUAUUUAAAAGAGAAUCUAAUAUCGCGUGUCCCGAACGAUAUUGGUAAACUACGGAACCUGGAAAGUUUGUAUUUAACCGGGAACGAUAUUACGGAACUGCCUCGAGAGAUCUCCCAGUUGCAGCGACUCAAGUGCCUGGAUGUGAGCGGGAACCGAUUGCGGGGUGUUCCAGACGAGAUCGGGGAACUUAGGGAACUCAAGUUCCUAAUAUUGGACGAAAACGAGCUUCGGGAACUGCCAUUGAGAAUGUCAGAACUGAGAUCACUGCGCUAUCUUUCGGUUUGUGAUAACAAGUUGCAAUGGUUGCCACAAAGACCGAUCUACAAUUAUUUCCACUGCGAGUUUAGAUUCUGGCGAAAUCCCGGCUUGAAGACUAUACCUUAUUCGCUUUGGUAUCACAUGUUUCGAGAACAACAAACUAGAAGUCUUAACAUAGGAUCUUUAAAUAUUACAGAGAAUCGACAAGUAUCAAACAAUAUGACAUGUCGUUUAACAAUACAUCAGGAAUGCAGAGAAUAUGAAAUUGACAUCAACUGUCCACCCCAACAUAAGAAUAUUGUCGAAACUGGACGUUACUCCCCGCCAAGCCUCUUCGAACUUACAAAAAGAAUCGCCUAUCAAAUGAUUUUAACAACCGUCAAACAAUAUACAACUAAUUUUAAUAUAUAUUCCGAUAGAAAUAAUUAUUAUUUAGACAGUAAAAGCAAUGCAUUAGCUAAUCUUGAAAAAACUUUUGAUACAUUGGCAAUCGAUAAUAAUGUUGAAACUUGUUAUGAUUUUAAUAAAUACCAGGAGCCAGGAAUUUGUCAAUAUUCAUACAAGAAAAGUGAAAGAAGAAAUUAUUACGUACCGAAAGAUAUAAUCGAAAUGUUCUAUACAUUUCUUCCAUAUUUUAUUAAAAUUGAAUUGUCCAAUGGACCUAUUUCGAAAUGUGAUAACGCAUACUGUAAGAAACCAAUUUUUGAUUAUCUGAUCUACGAAUUUUGCAUAGAGAAAAUAAUACUCAUAGAUAGCAGUGAAGAUGUUAUUUUAAAUGCAAAUUUUUGUUCAAAAUCCUGCGCUGAUUUUUGGAAAUUAGGGAAACAGAAUAUAAUAUCAUGGAGAUUGUUAAAUCAAUAAAAGUGUCAGAUAAAAAUUUACUUUGUUCAUUUAAAGUCCGUUUACCUUACCAGAUUUCGCU